Molecule: messenger RNA, 2414 nt
Organism: Pectinophora gossypiella (pink bollworm)
Lineage: Eukaryota; Metazoa; Arthropoda; Insecta; Lepidoptera; Gelechiidae
Product: centrosome-associated protein CEP250
Exons: 18
Coding region: 1-2379 (792 amino acids)
Source: RefSeq, a predicted model, not a curated record
AUGUACGAUAAAGAUGUGGUCGGCGUCAGGAAGCGGGAGCGCGUGCUGCGCACAGCCACAGUCGGCAACAAGAGGACACACUCCGCCAGCCCACUGAGCCAGCCACCACGGGGUGUGAAGAAAUCAGUGGACAAUGUGACCAUACCUUCUGUCAGCGCUUCGUCUCCGGAGACUCACGAGCCUCAGGGUUUCCCGCAAGCACUUGCUGAAGACAAAGACCUGACCAUGCCACACUGCAUGGUGAUCAAGAUGCAGCGGGCCCUCGCCACCAAGAAGCGGGAGUUCAUUAAAAUGAGGAAGAAUUUGAUUUCUCAGCAGAAAGUGGUGUUGGAAGCGUUCGCGUCGCUGCGCGAUAUGGAGGCGCGGGCGGGCGUGGCUGCCGACGAGAGCGUGGGCGACGUGCACAUCGUGUCGGUGAGCGCGUGGCCCGCGCACGACCUGCUACUGCUGGUCAGGGACGACCUCGAGUUCCCCAUGCACAGCGAGAUCAGCGGCGCUUUCGCGCCUCAAGUGCUGCAGCAGCUGCACUCGCAGCUGUCGCCGGUGCCCGAGGAGGUGGUCAGCCUGGGCGCGGAGAUGAUGGCCCGCCGCAUCGACCUGCUCAACAUCCUGCGCGGCAAGCACCGCGCCGAUCGCACCUAUGUCAACAACAUCAACAAUAUGGAAUGGAAAACAAAGAAUUCAGAGAUGGACCACGAGACAGAACGCUUGCACAGAUUGGUGGCCGGGACUGCUGAAAAUUUGAAAGCCAAAAUUAACUACUCCUUAGAACUUGCUAAGAUACCAUGGUUGGACCGUGAGGCGCUUACAAAAAGAAUUGAAAGACUACAGAAGGAAAAUAUGAUUUUGCAACACAAAAUCGAUGAAAUGGGAAAGAGCCAUAACGUCGAAUAUUGCAUGGCGAGUAAGGAUGGAAUGGCCAUGCCAGGAACGCCUUCUGACACCGGUGCUGCCAGCCACCAGAAUGUUUUGGAGGAGUUGUCCAAAGAGCGCGCUGCGCGGGAGGCGUUGAAGGAGCUAGUGUCGGCAGCGGAGAGCAUGCUGCGGGUGGCGCGCGCGCGCAUUGCCACGCUGGAGCGCCAGCUCAAGGACACCAAGGCCGAACUCGACGCCGCGCGUCGCAAGCAUAAAGACCUCGAGCAACUCUAUCGACAUCGGGAAACGAGUUACGAUGCUCGCUCGAAGAAAUUGAUUGAAGUCUCCAAAACGGGAGAAAUGACGAUAGAGGCAUUGUCACGCCAGCGAGACGCUCUCGAACUAAGGGUAAAGGAGCUCCGUGAGCAGGCGGAGAUGGCGGAGAAGCUGGCGGACUCGCGCGAGGCUGAACAGCGAUCGCGCGCCGAGUCGCUCCAGGCGAAGGUAGCCGACCAGGAGAAAAGGAAAGAGGCAGCUGAGAUAAGAGUGAUGGAACUGGAAGCCAGAGUGAAAGAGUUGGAAGAAGUGAUACACAACUUGCGUGAGCGAUCGGGAAGACUAGUUGACAUGGAGCGAAGACGAUGCCUCGAAUAUGUGCCUUCGAAAGAAAAUGAACCAUCUGACAGGGAGACGGAAAUUUGGAAAGAGCUUCAAGUGACACGAUUAGCUCUCUCACGUGCCGAAGAAGAGUUGCGCCAGAGUCGCGCUGACAAAGAUAGCCUUUUGGAUUCUCUCUCCAGGAUUGCGCAAGACGGAGGUGAAAAUAUGCAAGACAAAAUGGCUACUGAGUUGUUGAAUAAAGAGCAAAGAAUAGCAAAAUUGCAACAAGUUAUUGAAGAACUACGCGAAAAUGAAAAAUUGAUGGAGCAAAGUAUGACUCAAUACGAAAACCAACUGGCAUCUUUACGACUUGAAGUUAAAAGGCUGAGGAACUAUGAUUGCUAUACUAAAGAAAUGCCUUUUCAAGAGCUCCAGACGGAGUUGCUGGAGUUGCACAUGCAAGUGGAGGCGUUGACGCGCGAGCGGUCGGCGCUGGUGACAGCGGCGGCGACGCGUGCGCUCAUGCUGGAACGCCACGAGCGCGCCGCUGACUUGUUCUCGCGCGUCACGCGAGCCCGCCGUGAGCUCGCCGCUAUGCUUGAAGGCCAUACCGAUCCGCCACCCAUCAGUGAAAUUUCUCAUGCAGAGGUGUCGCGGUCGCUGUCGUCGGUGUGCACGAGCUCGGCGGAGACGUGGACUGCGUUGCGCGCGGAGCGGGCGCGCGUGUUGCGCCUCGAGAGCGCGGUGCUGGCGCAGAGCCUGCAGCUAGAGCGCGAAGGCCGCGUGCGCACGCAGCUCGAGCGCCGGCGCGCCAUCCUCGAGCGAGAAAUCCUGCGCUCGCAUGCCGUCCCCACCUCCGAACCCACCCGCAAUGCCAUGAUCAAGAACCCCAGCUUGAUUCAAGACAUAUUUUGCUUUAGAUAAAUGAAUACUUAUCGAGCGUAACACUCCACAAUACG